Molecule: messenger RNA, 935 nt
Organism: Aspergillus homomorphus CBS 101889
Lineage: Eukaryota; Fungi; Ascomycota; Eurotiomycetes; Eurotiales; Aspergillaceae
Product: lumazine synthase RIB4
Exons: 3
Coding region: 140-766 (208 amino acids)
Biological process (GO): riboflavin biosynthetic process
Cellular component (GO): intracellular anatomical structure; riboflavin synthase complex; mitochondrial intermembrane space
Molecular function (GO): 6,7-dimethyl-8-ribityllumazine synthase activity
Source: RefSeq, a predicted model, not a curated record
GAUCGGACCCCCACUUUUAUCCGGAAUUCGAGCGGGAUGCUCCUAAGUCCAAGUGUCAUGGUCUCCGACCUCUUUGUGUGGAUAGCCUUAGGGGAAUCCAAUCAUAAAAUCAAAAUCCGAUCAUCCACCCAACCAAGACAUGACACCCAUCAAAGGUCCAGGAGCUGCCCAGGCCCACAAUGGGUCGGGGCUCAGAAUUGCGAUCGUUCACGCCAGGUGGAACAUGGAGAUAAUCGGCCCCCUUGUGGAGGGGGCUAAACGAAGCCUCCUAUCAGCAGGAGUUCUGGAGGAGAAUAUAUCACUGCAAACUGUCCCAGGCAGUUAUGAGUUGCCUUACGCCGCGCAGCGGAUAUAUGCUGCCUCGCAGAUUCAAUCUGCUAGGAGUUCGACUUCUUCCCAGGCCAUCAGCGCCACGGACUUACUUUCCUCAUCAACUGCAGACCUUGGGAAACAGUCUUCCCAGUCGCCAUCCACUGAUGCGCCUCAGCCAUUCGAUGCUAUUAUAGCGAUAGGCGUUUUAAUCAAAGGGGAAACCAUGCAUUUUGAGUACAUUGCAGAUGCCGUGACUCAUGGGUUAAUGCGUGUACAGCUGGACACGGGUGUGCCUGUCAUUUUUGGCGUGCUUACUGUCUUAAACGAGGAACAGGGCCUGGAAAGAGCUGGGCUGGGCAAGAGGGGAAUUCACAACCACGGUGAGGAUUGGGGCAACGCAGCCGUGGAACUCGGAAUGAAGAGAAAAGACUGGGCCGAAGGCAGGAAUGUGUAGGGUAGGCUAUCCUGGUUAUUGAAGCGAUACGGGGCAGAUGAGAAAAGACGUCUUCUUGUUCUUAGUCGAGGGCUACAGACAAUAAAGCUCAUAUCAGAUGAAGGUGGUUGUUUACUAUGCUGGUGCCAGGCAAGAACGAUGUCAUUUGUCAUGACAGCUCGCAAGGCAG